Molecule: messenger RNA, 267 nt
Organism: Laccaria bicolor S238N-H82
Lineage: Eukaryota; Fungi; Basidiomycota; Agaricomycetes; Agaricales; Hydnangiaceae
Exons: 1
Coding region: 1-267 (88 amino acids)
Source: RefSeq, a predicted model, not a curated record
AUGGGGGACGACGAUUUUUUUGGGAACAAUGCCACAACUCAUAAUCCACUCUCGCUCGACGAGCUCACAUCGCUGAGCAGACAGCUACUCAACGUCGCCUUCACCUUAUACUGGCGGGAUGAUCAAUCGCAUGCCGAGGAUCCAGGGAACCCACGAUAUACGUGGGGGAGCGUGAGAGAGAAAGUGACAAAGUGUCUAUUGGCUAUUCAGCGGCCGUUGGUUUUACCUUCCCUGGGUGGCGGGAACCCAUUUAGAGAAAGAAUAUGA